CCGUUCCUGCCUGCCGCCAAGUACCGUAACUGGAAGUUGAGCUGAGGCAGUGCUGCCAUAUCUCAGUUUCACUUAGAAGCAAAAAUGUCAUGGCUAGCGAGAUCCAUCGCCAACACUCUCAAACUCGAAAACGACGACGAAGACGAUCGCUCACCUAACACCAACACAAACGCCAGUGAUCCGAAUCCAGAAGAUUUACAAUCCGAUCAAAAUCAAAACCAAUCAACGGUCGACUCCCCACGCGGAGUCAAAGAGGACCUCACCGAACUCACCAAAUCUUUCUCCCGCCAAUUAUGGGGCGUCGCCUCUUUUCUCGCUCCUCCUCCUCAACAACAACCUCAAAUGUCCGAUCAAAGCCAGCCGUCCGAUCAAAACCAGCCGUCCGUUGAAAACCAGCUGUCCGAUCAACUCUCAGAUCCUGAUGUUGCGGAUGAGGAUGUUAUUGAGGGGAUCAAAAGCGAUUUCGCCGAGAUUAGCGGCAAAUUCAGGACUGGAAUCUCGAAGCUGUCGAACAACAUUAAUGUUUCGGAGAUCUCGAAAAUGGCGUCCAAUUUUCUGCAGUUUGCCUCUGAGAUGGAACCGACUGAAGCCGUCGGUGUGACUGAAGAAGUAUUGAUUUUUGCUAGAAACAUCGCGCUGCAUCCCGAGACUUGGCUUGACUUUCCAGCUCCUGAUGAUGAAUAUUUUGAUGAUUUUGACAUGUCUGACGCCCAACAAGAGCAUGCUUUGGCUGUUGAACGUCUUGCACCAAGUUUAGCUGCUCUCAGGAUUGAACUUUGCCCUGGGCACAUGAGUGAGGGUUGCUUCUGGAAGAUAUAUUUUGUACUUCUGCACCCUAGACUAAAUAAAGAUGAUGCUGAGCUUUUGUCAACUCCCCAAAUAGUGGAAGCGAGAGCAAUGUUAGCACACGAGUUAAAGAACAGAGCUGAGGCAAAGCCAGAAUCAGUUCACUCUUUAAUUGGCUCUUCUGAUUCAAAUAAAAUUGCUGGAAGUGAUGCUUAUUUAAGUGAAACUGUUGAAGCACCAACUGGCUCAAAAUCUGAAUCAGUGUCACUGAAGACAUCUGCCUUUGAUGCAGCCCCUUCUGUAGCAACAGCUGAAUUUGAAACAGAGAAGCACUCAGUUCAAACUACUGAGAUGCAGGUUAUUGACAAGUCCGUUGUCAAGGAAGUGCCUGUGGACACCAAACAUCAACAUGCACUAUCUAGUUCCUCUGCUGGAGUUUCAGAUGAGAAGUUUGAGGAUGAUGGUGAUGAUUGGUUGAAAGAGGAAAGCUCAGAAGUUGUUGGUGUGAGUGGUUCCAAAAUGCAUCUUGGAAAUGAUGAGGAUGUAUCGUUCAGUGAUCUUGAGGAGGAAGAUGAAGAGGUGCCUCCAAGUUAUAAGAAAGCAACAUCUGGCUCUGAUUCUUCAACAAAAGAUUCACGGGAUUGGGUUCAGCUAGGCAGAAGCUCUGCUGAUUCAGCUAAGGAUAUUAAUUCUGUUGGUGAUCAACAUGCUGGGUCUCAGAAGGUAAGUGCUCGCAAUCCUGAGAGCAAGGAAUCCAAUGACUGGCUUGAUGUUGAUGACAUUGAUGAGAUGUGAUAUACCAUAAGAGCCUUUGGGAUUGUAUGUAUCAUGCAUUCUUAUUGCUAACUUCUUGUGAAUAGAUUGCAUAUUUGGUUUCUUCAUUUGAAAUUAGGAUUUGGGUGCUGUAUGUUUGUAAAUAAAGCCCUAUCGAAUUGGACGAUAAUGUGCACCUGAAUUUUAAUCGUUAUUAAUUAAGCACGAUGAUAUGAAAAGUA
Molecule: messenger RNA, 1781 nt
Organism: Pistacia vera
Lineage: Eukaryota; Viridiplantae; Streptophyta; Magnoliopsida; Sapindales; Anacardiaceae
Exons: 3
Coding region: 85-1581 (498 amino acids)
Source: RefSeq, a predicted model, not a curated record